UUCACUGUUCAGCAGUUAAAGACCCUGGUUGCUACUUGAACAGCUGAAGCUUUGAGAUCCAGCGUGUUAUUUGAGGAUUGGUUCAUUUUUGGAGUGUGAAGCUACGAUGUCUUAUUCUGAGGAAGGCAGUCGCGGAGACGCUUCUCCGCGCGACGGAGGUGCGAACGACCUCCGGUCCCGUAUCGACACCAGCGACAGAGGCCGGCACGAUCAUGUCGCUUCGAGCCCGCACUCGGAGCGAUCCGAGCGGUCGACGUCCAAGUCUGGCCAUCAUCGACGAUCGUCGGUUGACAGCGAUCGUACGCGCGACCGGGAUAGAGACCGCGAGAGGGACCGCGACCGGUAUAGAGAUCGCGAGCGUGAUCGGUCGAGAGAGAGGCGGCGGAGAGAGCGGUCGAGAGAGAGGCGGGAUCGCGAUCGGUAUAGAGAGCGAUCGCGGUCUAGGUCGCCUGGCGGCGGACGGAGUGAGCGACGUCGACGCGAGGAAGAUCGGUACAGGGACCGACCCGAGAGAGAAAGUCAUCGAGAGUCCGGACGCGCUUCUCGUGAACCCGAGAGAGAUCGCCGGAACGAGAGACGUAGCUCGCCGAGACUUACCGAGGACGAACGUGAUCAGCGUACCAUCUUUGUUCAGCAAUUGGCGGCACGUUUGCGCACUAAAGAACUGAUUGCAUUCUUUGAGCAGGCCGGACCCGUCCGCGAUGCACAGAUUGUCAAAGACCGUGUCAGUGGGCGGUCGAAGGGAGUCGGAUACGUCGAGUUCAGAGAUAUUGAGUCUGUGCAAAAGGCUAUUAACAUGACUGGCCAGAAACUACUUGACAUCCCUGUGAUUGUCCAGCUUACAGAAGCUGAGAAGAACAGACUUGCUCGAGCCGAAUCAUCUGCAUCUGCCCAGCACGCUUUAGAACAGCAACGACAGCAGAUGGGAGCGCAGCAAGUCUACAAUCGUUUGUACGUAGGCAACAUUCACUUUGCGAUUACUGAGUCCGAUUUGAAACAGAUUUUUGAAUCGUACGGAGCAGUUGAUUUCGUCAUCUUGCAAAAAGAUGAGACGGGUGUUCGUUCUAAGGGAUUUGGUUUUGUCCAGUUUGCUGAGAAAGAGAGUGCACAGAAUGCGCUAGAACUAAACGGCUUUAAACUAGGUGGUCGACCGAUCAGAGUUGGUCCCGGGAACGAAAAAAUUGUGACCGAGCCUCCAGAGUUAUUGAUCAAGCGAUUAGGUGGUGGACCAGGCGUCGAGAUUCCAUCGUCCUUGGCCGCUGCAUCUGCUGGUGCUGGUGGUGGUGAUAUAGGCAGCGACAUGAGGUCGCAUUCGGGCCGUGGACGGGACGAUAAGAAGCCGACUGGGCAGCUUGCGUCUGCGCUGGAUGACUCUGAUGUUUCUGGAGUUACACUUAACUCUGUCUCUAGGGAAAGCCUGAUGAAGAAGCUCAUGCGUGAAGAAGAUGCUUUGCCGGUGGAGGAAGCGCCUGCCCCGAGGAAGCCGACUGUUGGUGUGCAAGCUUCAAGAUGUAUUGCUUUGAGCAACAUGUUUGAUCCUGAUGAGGAGGAUGGUCCAGAUUGGGUGAAAGAGCUUGAAGAGGACGUGAAAGCCGAGUGCGAAGAGAAAUAUGGUAAAGUCGUUCAUCUGGCCGUCGAGCCGGCGUCCAAGGGCGAGAUCUUUGUCAAGUUUGCGGACGUCAGUGGCGGUGAAAAAGCUAUCCUCGGUCUUAAUGGCAGAUACUUCGGAGGCCGGCAGAUCAGCGCGACACCGGUCGUUGACAUGGUGUAUUCUCUACGCUUCCCGCGAUCUCGCAAUUUGUGAAUUGAAAAUCAUGCCCAGCAUCUAAUAGACCAUGGGCGGUCGUAUAGUUUCUCUUGCUUCGAUCGGUCAUUAUAUGUGCACUAU
Myxozyma melibiosi is the source of this 1888-nucleotide messenger RNA. RefSeq lists its product as uncharacterized. Lineage: Eukaryota; Fungi; Ascomycota; Lipomycetes; Lipomycetales; Lipomycetaceae. Gene Ontology annotation, cellular component: nucleus. Gene Ontology annotation, biological process: mRNA processing. The record is from RefSeq and is a predicted model, not a curated record. Gene Ontology annotation, molecular function: RNA binding; U1 snRNP binding. The transcript has 7 exons. The coding region runs from base 107 to 1804 and encodes 565 amino acids.